AUGGGUCAGCACACCGAUUCUGUCUCCAUCCCGCGCCGGCUCUUCGGGGCUUUGGUCCUCGGAGCCGGCCUCGCCGCCGGCGCAAUUGCUUCCGUAGUGCCUGCAGCUGACAUGGCUCACGUCCAUGACCACAACAACAUACACACCCGUGGCGUGCCUAGAGAUCAUGGUCCCGGGGCCACUGCGCCGGUGCGCCCAUUCCGACUUGACCAAGUUCGCCUAGGGGACGGCCUCUUGCAGGAGAAGCGAGACAGGAUCAAAACCUUCCUGAGGGAGUAUGACGAGCGUCGCUUCCUGAUUCUGUUCAACAACCAGGCAGGGAGGCCGAGCCCGCCUGGCCUUCCGGUGCCCGGCGGUUGGGAAGAUGGGGGCUUGCUGAGUGGACACUGGGCAGGCCACUUCAUGACAGCAUUGUCUCAGGCUUUCGCAGACCAGGGCGAGGAGGUCUACAAAACCAAACUAGACUGGAUGGUCAAGGAGCUGGCGGCCUGUCAGGAUGCUAUAACUGCUCGGAUGGGUGAAGGGAAUGGAGGAGGAGGUGCCCAGCCAGAGCCGAAUCCCGGGAGCAUUGGACGCGUUCAGGGCAAAUUCGGCAAGGCCCUUCGUCUCGGCGACACUAGACAGGCAGGAUACGUAACCCUUCCGCAGGAGACCAUAAACCAGCUCAGCGACUUCACAAUCGCAACAUGGGUGAACCUCCCUGUGGCUCAGGUCUGGAGUCGUUUGUUUGACUUUGGUCAUGAUGCCACCAUCAACAUGUUCCUGACACCCUAUGCUGGUGAUUCAAACAGCGGACCGCGCUUUGCCAUCACCACGGGUGGCUCCGGUCAAGAACAGCGAAUCGACGGAAAUGCAACAAUCCCCACGGGCGAAUGGCUGCAUAUCGCCGUCACUCAGACCGGUAACACAGGCAUCCUCUACAUCAACGGCGAGGCGUCUGGCACCAAUACCGCCAUGACCCUUGGCCCAGCUAAUCUGGACAAUCCUGGAAAUCGCUGGAUCGGCCGUUCGCAAUAUGGCGACCCGCUACUCAACGCCACCCUCGACGAGUUUCAUAUUUUCAGUCGCGCCCUCAAUGUCACCGAAAUACAAUCUCUGCUCACUUCUGCCGCAGGCUCAACAGGCGGGGGCAACAUUGCAUGGUACAAAUUUGACGAGGAAGGAGGUGGCUCAGCAAUCACGGACUCUUCGCCCAACGCUCGAGAUGCCGGGGUUGUAGGAUCAGAAGACGACGGUUCUGGUGGUGGUGGUGGUAACUGGAUCCCAACGCACCCUGGCUAUCUUGGUGCACUUCCAGAAGACACUGUCCUGCGGCUUGGCCCGCCGCGCUGGGCCGUGUAUGGGGGCAAUCAGCAGACGAAUACCUGGGCUCCGUGGUAUACUCAACACAAGAUCAUGCGUGGGUUGCUGGAUGCCUAUUACAACACCAACAACUCUCAGGCCCUCGAGGUUGUAACGCGCAUGGCGGACUGGGCGCAUCUUGCGCUUACCGUCGGGGACAAGAACCACCCCGAAUACAGGGGUAAUCUCACUCGAGACGACUUGAACUAUAUGUGGGAUCUCUACAUUGCUGGAGAAUUCGGCGGCGCAAACGAAGUAUUCCCCGAGAUAUACCAGUUGACGGGUGAUGCCAAGCAUCUAGAGACAGCCAAGGCCUUUGACAACCGCGAGUCGCUCUUUGAUGCUGCCGUCAAUGAUCAGGACAUCUUGGUCGUGCGGCCGCAAGACAAGCCGGGUCGGAGGCGGCCUGAGAGGCUCCACGCCAAUACCCAUGUGCCGCAGUUCAUUGGCUACAUGCGCAUCUUUGAGCAGGGAGGAGGCCAAGAGUAUUUUGACGCAGCCAAGAACUUUUACGGCUGGGUCGUCCCGCAUCGCGAAUUUGCAAGCGGCGGCACCGGCGGGAACUACCCCGGGUCCAACGACAACCCCGAGCUGUUCCAAAACAGAGGCAACAUUGCGAAUGCCAUGGCCAGCAACGGAGCCGAGACUUGUACUGCCUACAACAUGCUCAAGCUGGCAAGGAAUCUGUUCCUCCACGAGCACAACGCCACCUACAUGGACACAUACGAGAGGGGGUUGUUCAACAUGAUACCCGGGUCUAGAGCCGACACCGCGGGUAGUGCCGGAGACCCCCAGCUGACCUACUUCCAACCCCUGACGCCUGGCUCGAACCGAGCUUACGGAAACACAGGCACCUGCUGUGGAGGAACGGGCUUGGAAAGCCACACCAAAUAUCAGGAGACGGUUUACCUCAGGUCGGCCGACGGGUCAACUCUAUGGAUCAACCUGUAUGUUCCCAGCACGCUCACCUGGGAGGAGAAGGGGAUCACGGUGAAGCAGGAGACUGCAUUCCCCAGGGGCGACUCGGUAAAGUUCACUGUGACAACCACGGGCGAUCAAGGACCUUUGGACAUCAAACUUCGCGUCCCGGCCUGGGUCCAGAAAACACCGAGCGGUUUCAACGUCAGCAUCAACGGGGAGCAGCUUCAACCUGGGGAAGAGCCCACACCGGGCAGCUACGUGACGGUGAGUCGCACCUGGGCCUCUGGCGACGUUGUCGAGAUCAAAAUGCCAUUUGCGGUCCGCAUCGAGCGCGCCCUCGACCGGCCAGACACGCAGGCCAUCAUGUGGGGGCCGGUGCUGCUGCAGGUCCUGGGCACGCCGCCCGGCGGCAGGGGGAGCUUCUGGGAGCUGUCGCUGUACAAGCACCUCCGGCGCGACGGAGACUACGUCAAGGGCGGCGCCGUCGCCAGGACGGGCACCGCGGCCAACGGAGACCCGCUCUUCACCAUCGCCGCCAACGCAAGCAGCCUCCCGGCGCGGCCGUACUACAUUGGCGACACGGCGCCGGCGUCCAGCUACUUUCGGCGCGUGGAGCCGGCCGUCGUCUUUGGCGACCUGGACACGGGCGUGCCGAACCGGAAGCGCGACGACGGCCUGCCCAAGUACGACAUGCCGGUCGCCGGGAUCGAGUCGCCGGGGAGCGACGGGCCGACGUUUUUGGACGUCCUGUGGGAUGGCGCGCCCUUUGCCGACCAUGAAGCGUUUGUGCGGGCCGUCGAGGACGUCGUCGCCGAGUUUGUCGGCAAGGGUAUCUACACCAAGGACGACGGCGAUAUCAUCCUGCAGCGCGCGAGAGAGUCGGAGCAGGAACUGAUGCCUGUAGUCUGA
Messenger RNA from Pyricularia pennisetigena, 3171 nucleotides. RefSeq lists its product as uncharacterized. Gene Ontology annotation, biological process: carbohydrate metabolic process. NCBI's taxonomy places the organism in Eukaryota, Fungi, Ascomycota, Sordariomycetes, Magnaporthales, Pyriculariaceae. The transcript has a single exon. The record is from RefSeq and is a predicted model, not a curated record. Bases 1 to 3171 code for a protein of 1056 amino acids.